This is a messenger RNA of Chironomus riparius, 1670 nucleotides long. The record is from the annotation of a GenBank genome assembly. NCBI's taxonomy places the organism in Eukaryota, Metazoa, Arthropoda, Insecta, Diptera, Chironomidae.
GUGAUCAUGAGGAUAAUUGUUGUGAUAUUUGUGUCGUUAAUAUUAUACAGUUGCUGUUAUGGUUUCUCCGCGAUCAAAAGAAAUAAACCAAUUAGAGAUGAAAGACUUAUGCAUUCAUUAAAAUCAUCCAGCUUAAAAGUGAAACGUGAUCUUAAGGAACAAACUCAGAAACAAGAAACACUUGCGUCAUUUUGGAGAAAUGAAGCACUGAAGAAAUUAAAAACACAACUUAAUAAGAAAAUUAAUACAAAUAUUGCUAAAAAUGUAAUUAUAUUUUUGGGAGAUGGAAUGUCACUAAGUACAAUUACUGCUAGUAGAAUUUAUGCAGGCCAAAGACUGAAGAAAUCUGGUGAAGAAUAUUCAUUAUCGUUUGAAAACUUCCCGUAUACAGCACUUUCAAAAACUUAUUGUGUAGAUAAGCAGACAGCAGAUAGUGCAUGUAGCGCCACAGCCUACUUAACAGGUGUUAAAACUAAUUAUGGAACUAUAGGCGUAACUGCAAAAGUGAAUAAAAAUGACUGUCAAGCUUCUUUAGAUAAAGAAAAUCGUUUAACAUCUAUAAUGCAAUGGGCACAAAAGGCUGGCAAAUCAACAGGAAUUGUGACUACAACGAGAGUCACUCAUGCAUCACCAGCUGGAACUUAUGCAAAAACCGCAAAUCGCGAUUGGGAAAGUGACUUUGAUAUGAAUAAUUUCACAGACACCAAAGAAUGUUCAGAUAUUGCAAAACAGCUAGUCACCGAAUGUCCUGGAAAUAAACUUAAUGUUAUUUUUGGUGGUGGACGAAGGAAAUUUCUGUCAGAGAAUAUAAUUGAGAAUGAUGCACGAGGUGAAAGACUUGAUGGACGUGAUUUAAUAGACGAAUGGCUACAACACCAAAAAUCCCCAACUGCACAUUAUGUAAGCAACCGAACAGAAUUGCUGGCAUUGGAUUAUUCUAAAAUUGAUCAUAUCAUGGGCUUAUUUGCUGAUUCACAUCUAGAAUAUAAUUUAAAUAAUGAUAAUGAUGAACCAAGUUUAAAAGAAAUGACAUUAGCUGCCAUUGAGAUAUUAAAGAAGAAUGAUAAAGGUUUUGUGCUGUUUGUAGAAGGAGGUAAAAUUGAUCUCGCGCAUCAUGAUAACAUGGCGCAUCUAGCAUUAGAUGAAACAGCAGAAUUCGAUAAAGCAAUUCAAAGUGCUGUGAAAAUAACAGACGAAAAAGAUACUUUAAUAGUCGUUACUGCUGAUCAUUCGCAUACAAUGACAUUGUCUGGUUAUUCACAUCGAGGUAGAGACAUUUUAGGAUUCAAUACGGAAAUUUCCGACAUGGAUUCAAUGCCGUACUUAACAUUGUCGUAUGCAAAUGGACCUUCCGCUGAAAAGAAACGACAAGUGAACGAGGAAGACAUGAAAAAUGUCGGUUAUCAGUAUCCAUCGCUUAUUCCAAUGCUUUAUGAAACACAUGGAGGUGAUGAUGUUCCUAUAUAUGCUCGAGGGCCAUACUCUCAUUUAUUCGAGGGCGUACUUGAACAGAAUACGAUUCCGCAUUUUAUUGCGUACGCCUCAUGCAUUAGUAAUGGAGCAACAGCAUGUGAUUAAAAAACAAUAGGAAGUAUGCAAUCGAUGAAAUUAAAAUUUACACAUUUUCUCAUGCACACUGUCCGAUUUGUUGCUUGCUUUUUGGUUUAAAC